ACCCGAAGAGGUUAAUACCGGGCUUGCAUUCAAGUGAUAUUACCAGCUAUAGCUUGUCGUGGAAGUCUCGAUUGGAUAUUACUGGUGUAGUGGACUGGGGCAGUGAAAACGGUUCCCUUUGUGAGAAGUGAAUGACAGCACUGACGCUAUUCUCUGAAAAGAUUCCAACACAAAGGAUGGAAUAUGGAUAACUCUUCAGACAUCGGAUAAUGGCUACAGCCAUGAAAGCUCACAAUAGAAGUAGAAACAAACAGACCCUUCCGAGGUUCCAGAGCCCCUAUGGCCCCAGGCCCCUCACCCACAUGGGCUUCGAACAGGCCCGGCAUCUCAACCCAGAGAGACUGCCCACCCCCAGCCGAGAGAAGGCAGUGUCCGUGCGACUCCUCGAGGUCAGCAAAGACACGCUGGACCAGGUUCAGAGGCUCUCGGACACCAUCAGACGUCUGACCAUCAACGGCAUGAAGCUGAAGACGGUUCCCGAGACACUCGUGGGCUGUCUGGUCCACCUGGAGAAGUUGGACCUCGGGAACAACAGUCUCGGGGACGCCGGUUUUCCUGACAGCAUGAAGAUGCUGGAGAACCUUCUUGAACUUCGACUGAAUGACAACCAUUUGACGAAGAUUCCUACUUGUCUUAAAAGGUUGAAGAACCUUUGCAGAAUCGACCUUAGCAACAACAAGUUGGAGAGCUUGAAGGGCUUGGAGAAGCUGAGGAGGAUUCAGAUCUUGGUCGUGGACAAUAACAAUCUCGGUGCGGUGUUCAAAGACAUUGGACAUAUGCGGAGGUUGGAGAUUCUGCGUUGCAGCGACAACAACAUUAGAGAUGUGACCAAUGAUAUACGCAACCUAAGGCUGCUGAAUGACCUAGAUAUAUCCAGUAACAGAGUGUCAGUUCUCCCCACGGAUGUGUUCCUGCUGCCGCAACUGGAGGCGCUGAACGCUAGUCAUAACCAGGUUACCAAGGUGCCCACGUUCACUGUGAAAGUCCAGAGCAGGCAUCUGAUCAGUGAAAUUGAUCUCUCGGGUAACAAUCUGACAAAGUUCCCCGGUCACUUGCUAUUCAUGUGUAAGAAACUCGACCUCGGAAGCAACAGACUCAAAGUGCUAUCAUGGAACAUUAUCAAAAAGUUAGAAUGGAACACCGACCAGGAGUUGGUGUUAGAAGGGAAUCCCCUCACAUACCCACCCUUAGAUGUUUGUGAGUCUGGUCUCAGGUCUAUAAUGCAGUAUUUCCAGGAGUCACAGGCAGAGGCUAAAGUAUUCCAAGGAAUAAAGAUUCUGCUACUUGGGUCACACAAGAGUGGUAAGACAAGCUUCGCUCACUCUUUGGUCGACGGGCAACCGCGGAUUGCAGAGGAGGUGUUUGAGAGUUCUGCUGGAGUUGAUGCCUACGAAACCAGUUUUGACUAUGACGUUGAACAAGGAAGACCGGGCAGGUCUCUGAAUCUGUGUAUUUGGGACUUUUGUGGUCAUCCUUUCUACCUUUAUCCACAUUACAUCUUCUUUGAGCUUCCUUCAAUCACGGUUCUGACUUUCAACAUGGCGGAGUACACCACUUCAAAGUUUGAGGAAAUGAUCGGGAGUUGGUUUGACUGGAUGGUAGCCAAAACCAACAAACUGGUGGUGAUCCUGGUAGGGACUCACAGCGAUCUCAUCUCCAGGAACAGGAUCAAAGAAAUUUCCACGGAGGUUCCAAAACAGCUACAGGAUCAUCUGAACCAACAGAGACGGAUGGUUCAGGAGAGAAUCAAGGUCAUUGAGGAAAAGCCCAACAUCUCUCCAACAUUGUCCGAACAACUCAAGUCCUACAUGAAACUCCUGCAGGCCAAGUUCACGGUCCAGACAGACGUGAUAGUCACCAGUUCGUUCAAAUACACAGGAUUUGAUACCUUCCGCUCCGCUGUGGAGACCCUGGCCGGGGAGGAGAAGUUGUUCCCCAACGUGAUGCGAGUGAUCCCAACGUUCUGGGUGGAGGUGGAGACGUACAUCGAGGAAAGGGGGAACAACAUGCCGGUGCCAAUCAUGACAUAUGAGCAGUACACAGGGGAGAUAACUUCCAAGUUCGGGAUGAAACAUCUCAUUGACGACAUCUCUCGAUACCUCCAUGACACCGGCAAGAUCAUCUGGUUUUCCCAGAUCCCAACCCUGAAGCAGUACGUGUUUGUCCGACCGCUGUGGCUCUUCGACAUCUUCAGACAGGUAUUCAGACACGACAUUAGCGAGAAAUACGGCUACCACUCAGAAGACAGUUUCAAAAACGUUGGUAUCAGUCCUGUGAGGUUCGAACGGCUUAAACAGGAGGUCUUAACUGAAGGGGUUGUUGAUAGGGACUUCCUCAAAGGGGCGCUGUUGUACCACCUCCCGAACAACUUCAUUGCAAGCUUCAACCAAGUCCUGCACCUAUUGACUGAAGCGUUAGAAAUCGGUUACCCUGUGAGUAAAGGAUCCACCGAGAAGACCUAUUCCUUAGUGUGUGAACCGGACGAGGAAGGUAAGGUCCGGAUAUCCAAGCUUCUGAUUCCUUGGUUCAGGAAGUCCGGUGAGCCCAGCGAGCUACGAGAACAAUGGGAAGGUAUUGCUAACAGAAGGAAGGUGGCAGUGCUAUUCCAGUUCCCGCGCUAUAUGCCCCCAGGUAUGUUCGAACUGCUUUGUGUGCGAGCACACAGAGAAAAACAUAAACUGAAUUUUUUGUCACAUUGGGGCGGAGGGAUACACGCUCUACACAAAGUUCAUUCCAUGCGGGUGUUGAUUAUGUACUGUCAGUCCCGAGCGGAGGGAGACGGGGUGGUGCUGAGGUUCGAGGUCCGAGACGACAGUUCCGGAGAGGACCAGGUGCCCGCCUCCACCAUGUGGAACACGCUCUUGCCCCUCAUACUGGACUUUGAAGAAAUCAUCAAGAGCUACCUGGGAGUGUGGGUUGAACGUCUGGUGGAGUGUCCAAUGUGCAACGAACCGUCAUUCAUGGGGGAAUGGCUCACGCCCAAGGAUACACAGAGUCUUCCCACAAAGCCGUGCGAGGUCUGCGGCCAGCAAGUUGACACAUCACUUAUCGUGCAGCCUCGCGAGAAGAAACGAGACGAUGUCCUCUUAAUGCUUCGAAGACGUACCGGGCGACGUCGUGGAGCUGCUGUGACGCAAGACAUUGACGCCAUAUCCAAGAUGGCGCCGCCUAAUCCGAGGCGCGUGGCAAUUGUGAUGCCGGAACUGGAGAUACAAGAGGGGCUGAGGGGCUUGCUGGGAUCACGUGACUCUGUUACGUCACUAGCAAGUGACAACUGACCACCAUUGAAAUAACGCUUUUGUUUAUUCGUUAUACCUACUGUAUAAACGUAAAGCCCCGAACGCAAGCUGUGAAUAUCUGUCAAAUGGGUACACUGCAAAAUCUUCUUCCGUUCUUUUCUUCUGUUGUGUGACGGCUGAUUUGCAUUUGUCUUUCCAAGAUAAUUUAAGAAUUUUUAUGUUUUGGACAUCCUUGGCGUUCAACGGACGUUGUACUCUUCCAGUCAAAAAUGAAAAGGUUUUGACGUUCACGGAUAAUAUCUAGCUGAAGGGGGAACCUUUGAGAAAUUAGCACAUUUAUUCUUAAUAUGAGAUUAUCGAGUGAAAUAACAUGUCCGGUGAUGUCAGUGCUGCUGACAUUCAGAUCUGAUUCUUUAUAUAAGAAACAAAUACAUCAUUUAGACGCCAUAGUAACUCAAGUGUCCCCGUUUAAACACUGAAACCCGUGAUUACCUUGACUAUCUGCAUUCGGGUCAAGGACAAAGUCAUGUGUGAGAGACAUGUCGCUUGUGUUUUGUUUAUGGACAUGUACACAGUUCUAUGAAUGGAAGAAUUCUUGUUCUUUAAUGGUUAUGAUAUUUAUUUAUUUUCGUCCUAACAUAAUUACGUGACUUAUUGUACACGUUGACGAAGUGCUUUGCCACAGAGCGUGCUAUUGAAUGCUAUAACAGACAACCUUCUUGUCAAUAUAUAAAGCAUCUUCUCGAGUCAUGGGAAUUAACUGAGUAAACGUCCCGUUUCCACUUGCCAAAUUAGACUGGGGUUUCGUGAAUCGAUCGCAGCGGCACCAGUGGCUAUUGCGAGUUACUCGCUGGUAUGCACUUUCUAUGUCAUUGACCAAUCAAAUUCCAUCUAGAAUGUGCUUCAAACAGAAUGCCAUAAUCCAUGGCCGACUGAUAUAUAUUAAUCAAGAUCUAUUUUGUUAUAAAAUGUGUCUGGCCUCGCGAAGUGGAGACAAGAAAAAUGUGUGUUGCGGACUAUUUGACAAUACAGAGUGUUUUGCAAAAGCUGCAGUCUAACGAAAUUGCCCGACAGUCGCCAUAUUGUUUAUGGAUGUCGAUUCCGAUUUUCAUUUGACUACGUAGAGACUCGUUAUUCCUGCCAGAAUAUUCCAAACUUGUUUUGUUAGGGUUAAAACUGGACGUUCAUUUCCAGUUACCUCCCUUGCUUCGGGAGGUUGUAGGUAAAACAGUGUUUCUGGGUAGAUAGAGUUAAUAAAUAUAUCAUUUGUCAACUUAUAACAGAUUAGUCAAGAAAAAGGCUCAUAAAAAACAACUUUCAUCAGGGAUACCUUUGAUGCCUCGUUUAUCCGAUCUUAACGUUAUGGAUUAACGACGCUUCACUCUAUGAUCCAGUCAAGAGACCAGCAUUACGAACAUAUUUUGUCGACUGCAUAUAUUGUACACAAAGUUAUUUUUGUUCCAUAUUUAGAACAAAAUUCCGUAACAAUGCCAGUGCUUUAUGAAAAGGUCUGUGCCUUAUGUUUACACAUGUCAUUUGAAUAAACAUUAAAAUGUUAUUGAAAGUA
Messenger RNA from Haliotis rubra (blacklip abalone), 4806 nucleotides. Its product is annotated as malignant fibrous histiocytoma-amplified sequence 1 homolog. NCBI's taxonomy places the organism in Eukaryota, Metazoa, Mollusca, Gastropoda, Lepetellida, Haliotidae. Gene Ontology annotation, molecular function: protein binding. The record is from RefSeq and is a predicted model, not a curated record. The transcript has 4 exons. Bases 210 to 3278 code for a protein of 1022 amino acids.